Pristis pectinata (smalltooth sawfish) is the source of this 3025-nucleotide messenger RNA. It is a transcript of the gene zpr1, whose product is annotated as ZPR1 zinc finger. NCBI's taxonomy places the organism in Eukaryota, Metazoa, Chordata, Chondrichthyes, Rhinopristiformes, Pristidae. The coding region runs from base 149 to 1477 and encodes 442 amino acids. The record is from RefSeq and is a predicted model, not a curated record. Gene Ontology annotation, cellular component: nucleus; cytoplasm. The transcript has 14 exons. Gene Ontology annotation, molecular function: zinc ion binding.
UGCAGAACUAUUGCUGCUGGUCUUGAAGAGGUUGGUCCUCCAGGUGAGGGGCAGUAACGGGAGUCAGUGCGUGGCGGAAGGGAGACUCUUGCCUGUGACGUCGGCUCCUUGCCGAGCGCUGAUUGGCGGAGCCGUCGAGGCCGGGAAGAUGGCGCUGAGUGGCGGCGAGGACGGCGAGGACGGCGGAGGGUCCGGGCCGCUUUUCCCGGAUCUGAGUGCCGAGGAUUCGGAGGAUUCCGGUCCGACUCUGAUCGAGAGCUUGUGCAUGAACUGCUUCCAGAAUGGGAUGACCAGGUUGCUGUUGACAAAGAUUCCAUUCUUCAGAGAGAUUAUUGUUAGUUCAUUUGCCUGUGAGAACUGUGGUUGGGUGAACAAUGAGAUCCAGUCAGCUGGGAAGAUCCAGGAACAGGGAGUGCGAUAUACGCUGCAUGCUUCUACCAGACAGGACCUAAAUCGCGAGGUUGUGAAAGCUGACAGUGCAACGACCAAAAUCCCUGAACUUGAUUUUGAGAUUCCACCAUUUACACAGAAAGGAGCUCUUUCUACUGUUGAGGGUUUGAUUGACAGAGCGGUCGGGGGGUUAGAGCAAGACCAGCCUAUGAGGAAGGCAACCAAUCCGGAUGUGGCCUCCAAGGUUGAAGAAUUCAUCGAGAAGCUAAAAAAGCUGAAGGAACUUGAGACUCCAUUCACACUGGUUAUUGAUGAUCCAUCUGGGAACAGCUUUAUUGAAAAUCCGAAUGCCCCUCAGAAAGAUGAGGCCUUAACAGUUACUCAUUACAAGCGAGAUGCUAAACAGGACAGUAUGUUGGGAUUGCAGGAAUGUACAGAAGAGGAGAAGCCUGAAAAUAUCAAAGAAGAUUUAAGGAAUGAAGUGCUGCAAUUUCCUACCAACUGCCCAGAAUGCAAUGCACCUGCUGAAACUAAUAUGAAGCUAGUACAGAUCCCACACUUCAAGGAAGUGAUCAUCAUGGCAACAAACUGUGAAGCAUGUGGACACAGGACCAAUGAGGUGAAGUCAGGAGGAGCUACUGAGCCUUUGGGUACAAAAAUUACUCUACGGAUUACAGAUCCCUCUGACAUGACCAGAGACCUGCUCAAGUCUGAAACCUGCUCUGUUUCUAUUCCAGAGCUGGAAUUUGAGCUAGGAAUGGGAAUCCUUGGUGGAAAGUUCACCACUUUGGAAGGACUGCUGGCAGAUGUAAAAGAACUGAUUGUGACAAAGAACCCAUUUUAUGCAGGAGACAGCAAUGUUCCUGAAAAAUCUGUAAAACUUAAAGAAUUUGCAUACAAGUUAGAUGAGAUUAUGUUGGGUAAAAAAGAAGCCCACCUUAUUCUUGAUGACCCAGCUGGGAACAGUUAUCUCCAGAAUUUGUAUGCCCCUGAUCCUGAUCCAGAAAUGAAGAUAGAGAAAUAUGAGCGCACGUUUCAACAUAAUGAGGAACUUGGUUUGAAUGACAUGAAAACUGAAAAUUAUUAGCUGCAGAAAGUGGACAAAUAGUGCAGGAACAAUCUGUUGAGAGCAGGUUGAAGAGGAAGAGCUAAUGUGAUUGUGAUAGUUUGUGUUGUCAAAAGAAACACUUUACAUAAAGGACAAGGCAUGGGAGUAUUUAUAGAGGAAUAUGACAUGGCCCUGAACAUGUUCAAACAAGAUCAAAUCAAAAGUUCCUGAACAUUGGCAUGAUGUUUGAUGGAAGAAUUUUUGGGGAAUGUCCAGUAUUUAUUUCUGCUCUAUCCCUCAAGCUCAGGGAGAUGGUCUGUGUAUACUUCAGCGGUUUCCUGAUCAGGAUGAAAUUUGCAGGCAAGAUCCUACUUGCUAGCAUCCGAUAGACAACCAUCUUAUAUAAUGCCGCUGAUAUUCUUUGGGCACUUUGAAUUCCUAGUACUGUUUCCCAGUCCUAAUUUUGGAUAGCCUUAUCCAGGCUUUAUAUUUUACAAGUCCCUAAAUGGGCAGGGUUUCCUGGAUAUCCCAGAGACAUGGCUGUAAUUGGUGGUAUCCACAUUAUUUGUUUAUUGCCUUUGUAGACAUAAGUGAAUAAAAUGACUUGGCCUAUUGAGAUGUCUGCAAAAUCUCAAGUACACAUCUAUGUCUGGAUAGGAGACAUUUCAUUAAUACAAAGGGAGGAAAUGCAAAUGCUGUAUAGUCUGAAAUCAAAAUUAUAAAAUGCUGCAUAUACUUUGAACCAUGUAGCAUCUUUACAAUUUGAUAUCAGCUUAACAGUUCUAUCCCUUUUUACUGAUGAAUGUUCCCUGUUUUUCUAGUUUUGUAACUUUACAUUGCCUUUAAUUUGACAACAAGUUAUAAUAUUCAGCCAUAAGGUAUCUAAUAUCAUGAGUAUCCCUUGCAAUUUUUCCCCUGACCAACUGGUAAAACCGAAUCUGAAUAAAAUACUUUAAUGACCAAAAUUACCAAUGGAAGAUGCUCAAAAGAAACUGGUAUGAAUCUCCAGCCUUUAUGAAAGGGUGACUUCUGUCUACUCAAUGAGCUGUAAGGAAUGUGUGAAAAUUAAUGGCUGAGAUUUGUUAUGUACAAACUCCUGUUGGUAACUUAUGAGAGAAAGGGAUGGUUGGCAUUUGAAAGGCUUUUGUCCGUUGGAAUCCUGUUGUGAAGACUGAAGCGCUGCAAUUUGUUUAAUGCUGGCAUUUGCGACUUUCUCUACAAUUGGUCUGUGUGUUCAUCAUUGGGAUAAUAUGUAUAUUCUGGAUGGUUAUUUCAGAAGAAGAAAAAAUAAAUUCAAUUUUAAGAAUUCACAAGAGUCUGGAAAAGUUGAUCUCUAUUUAUCCUGAAUUGAAUAUCCUUUGCAGUUGUUUUCAUCUCACAAUUGGACCUGAUGGUCUGUACUGGUCCUUCCAAACCAGUUUCAUUCUAGAAUAAUCUCUUAAUACCUCCCAUCCCUCAUAACCAUCUAAUCUCCAGUAGGAGGCAAAAGAUUGGAACAGGUAGAAAAGUUUCUCAUUUGAUGAAGGUUCUAGUGGUGACUUACAGGGCCACAUUUCCCAACAACCAUCUACCUUUUCCUGUGGCAAA